Molecule: messenger RNA, 2325 nt
Organism: Lithohypha guttulata
Lineage: Eukaryota; Fungi; Ascomycota; Eurotiomycetes; Chaetothyriales; Trichomeriaceae
Exons: 3
Coding region: 1-2325 (774 amino acids)
Biological process (GO): chromosome segregation; protein phosphorylation
Cellular component (GO): nucleus; centrosome; cytoplasm
Molecular function (GO): protein serine/threonine kinase activity; ATP binding
Source: RefSeq, a predicted model, not a curated record
AUGGCUACGAAUACGAGCCAGGCUGGAGGAGGCGCACCUGUACCACAACAGCCUCAGACACAGGACAUACAGGCACAGAAUACUGGUCCACCCGAUCCCCCGCGUCCUGUAACAUGGGCUCCAUUGAACCUGAAAAAUACGACGGACUGGAAUGCGGAACAUCAUGAACAAGCAUAUUUCGAAGAGAUCAAUGAUCGACUUACAAAGGUAGUGGCAUCCAGGAAAGACAAGGAAAAUAACAACAUCCUUAGCGAAUUCCUAAAAUUGAAAGUUAUCAGAAGUCUCAAACGCGCGACCAGACAUGGUUCUAUCGAAUAUGAGCAAGAGUGGACUGCCCACAGAUAUCUCGGCAGUGGGAGUUUCGGCUGUGUAGCUCUAUGGGUUAGAAAGAACGAAAAGGGAGAGAUCACAGACGAGAUGGCAAUUAAGCAGGCAGAUUACAAUCCCAUUGCCGCAUGGUCCCAGGAACCGCCACUCUCGAAGGAGGCUGUAAUUCAAAACCAUCUAAACACAAGCAAAGUGGAGAACUUCGUUUACCUGCGAGAUUUUAAAGCGAUAGAUGGUCGUCCUCUUACUGUUGACUCCGAUGCUACUCCUUCGCCGAAGAGGCGAAGACUUUUGAAAUGGCAUUAUUAUCUGGAAUUUGCGCCCUACGGCGAUCUCAGUCGUCUGAUGGAUCGCUACCGGGCAUGGAACCGGUAUUUGCCAGAGAAAUUUCUUUGGCAUGUGUUUGACAGCCUGGCACGAGCUGUAUGCUGUCUUACGGACCAUCCGACAAAUAUGCAGAGUCUCCCAAAAGGGGACGUUAACCCCCUAGCUCAUGAAAGAGUCGUCCACUUCGACAUCAAGCCCGAAAAUAUCUUCCUCGGCUACGAGAAGCCUGUCAACAACUCAGAGAAGUCUUUGUACGGGGGUAUAGCCAAAUUCGAUGAUGUGGUAACAUGCUUUCCUAUGAUAAAGUUGGGCGACUUUGGUAUCGCCGAGUUUACCGCCUAUCCAGACAAAUCUCGCAAAAAUCCGAAAAGUUUCUGGAGAAUAGGAACCGGGUUCUACAGAUCGCCCGAAAUGAUUCAUUAUGGUUUAGAUUGGCCCAAGCCUCCUAAUGGGAAACAACCCCCUAAAAAGACUACGUACAAACUCGAGGGCGAAAAGUCUCGCCGUAAAACAGUCGCAAGGCCGCCUGAAGAGGUACAAGAGGAAAUAGAUGAUCCAGGUUUCGGCUUGGAACAACCUACGAACGUGUGGGGUAUUGGCAAGGUUAUGUUCGACUUGAUUACUUUGGCCAGACCGUCAGACUAUGCCGCAAUGUCCACUCAGGACUUCGAGCAAUAUCAGCGGAAUGACCAACACGCUCUUCCUGACUUUACUGAGACACCUUUUCUGUUCUCAAAUCGUCGCAGGCGUGAAGUCGACCCUGUAACGGAGCGACGCACUUAUAAAUCCAGUCCAUAUAGCGGUGAAUUAAUGAAGCUCGUGGCUCGUUGCAUGAAACCGAGUAUCAAAGAUAGGAUACUUCCUGCCGAACUGCUCGAACAGACUGCAGCCGGACUCAAGCAGUUUGCUUACCCUGAUCUGGAAUCAUCAGAGGGGGAACUAGAACCGGAUUCUGAGGGCACUACCACAGAAGCGACUGAACCAGAAACUGCUUCUGAGAACACCACCACAGAGGUGGCUGCUGUACCACCAUCUUUAGAAGUUUACUACAAGUCGAAUGAAAUCAACGAAAUGGAAGUUGGUGAUGAAGAUUUUCUCCGACAGUCAGAUGAUGUGGGCGACUUACUAGGUGUAGAUAAUUUGGAUCCUGAUUGGCAGCCACUAAUUCUACCAGUUGAGGUCUGGAACCACUAUAUUCGAAAAUCGGAGAAAUCGCGUGGUCAGACGGCUGAAACGCUUCAACCUCAAGAUCAAGAAAGAAAAGACGAGGCCGUGGUUCCACCAAGGGAUCCCAAUGUAUCCUCCAUUGAAGCCCCCCAUUCGCUGGGUGCGAACAGAGUGGCGACACAACCAUCGGAUCCACAACCUGGGGAUGAGCCACAGGGAGAAGCGUCAGCGGUAAGGCAGGAAGCCCUAACCUCGCAGCCUGGUGAAAGAUUGCGAAUGCAAUCACAAGAAGUACAGCAUGAGGAUGAGGCACCAGCUCGGCUGGAGGCGUCAGCUAAGCAGAAGACGAAGACAGAGGCAAGACCAGUACGACAACAACCGAAACGAGCAGUGAAGAAGGAGCGAGAAGUUACACUUCCUAAGCCACAGCGCCCGAAACGAAAAGCAGCUGAGUCAGCGGCGGGAGGGGAUGGAGGUGCUAAAAGACGAAGAGCUAAUAGGUAG